This is a messenger RNA of Aegilops tauschii subsp. strangulata, 517 nucleotides long. NCBI's taxonomy places the organism in Eukaryota, Viridiplantae, Streptophyta, Magnoliopsida, Poales, Poaceae. The record is from RefSeq and is a predicted model, not a curated record.
CCGCCGCCGAAAAACCAUGGCUUUCUCCGCGCGGAGGAGCCUCGCCACCGGCCUCUCCCGCCACCUCACCCGCCGCCUCCACCCCUCCCUCUCCCACCUCGUCCCCUCCUCCCACCACGACAACAACCAUGAGGACCCGUCCUCCUCCUCCGCCCCCCGAUCCCAGGGCCUGGCCCUCCCGCUUCCCUUCGGCACCCACCUCGCGGCCCACCGCGGCUUCUCCACCUCCUCCCUCGGACCGCAGAUCGAUGGGAUCCUCACCGACCCCGCGGCCGGCCAGAUGGAUGUCGCCGCGGGCGUCCUCUCCGACGCCGAGGCCUCGGUCGCGCCCGCCUUCCCGUUGCCCUUCCCGGGGGAAGUGGCCGCCGCCGCCGCAGACUCGUUUCCCCCGGUCGCCGCCCUACAGUACGCCAUCGACGCCGUCCAUUCGUUCACUAGCCUCAACUUAACGGUCAAAAUAAACAGAGUUGACCGUGCCGCCACGUCACCCCUGAAGGGUGGGUCCCGCAUGUCAUAA